AUGCUGCGACAGUGGUCGGGGCCGUCGGGGCAGGCCCCGGGGGAGGCAGAACCCCCGCCUGCAGGCGAGGAGCUGUGGGAGCAGGAGAUGGAGCGGCUCUACGCCUCCCGGGCGCCGGUGCGGACGCUGCCCUAUGCCAUCGUGGACAAGCGCUUCAUCCGGCAUCUGCGGGAGCCGAAUGGAGUGAAGAGCUCGUGCUGGCAGCGGUGGCAGCGCAGGUGGCAGAUCGCACGACGACGCCUGGGGGAGGCGGCGCACCGGCUGGCCCAGGGCUUCGGGCUCUGGGAGGGGGCUCUCUACGAGAUCGGAGGCCUCUUUGGCACCGGGAUCCAGUCCUACUUCACCUUCCUCCGUUUCCUACUGCUGCUCAAUGUGCUGACCAURGGGCUGACUGCCAGCAUGGUGCUACUGCCCCUGGCCUGGCUCCGCCCCCCGGACCCAGGCCCCGCCCAGAACUUGACCCUGCAGUGCCCUGGCAGCCGCCAGCCCCAGAUUGGCAUUGCGAUAUUCCACAAUCAACUUUGGAAUGUUUUAACUGGCAGGGCCUUCACCAACACCUACCUCUUCUAUGGCGGGUACCGGGCGGCACCCGAGAGCAGCUCUGCAUACAGCAUCCGCCUGGCCUACCUCCUCAGCCCACUGGCCUGCCUGCUCCUCUGCUUCUGUGGGACCCUGCAGCGGAUGGUGAAGGGGCUGCCACAGAGGCUUCUCCUGGGCCAGGACUACAGAGCACCUCUCAGUGCCAAGGUCUUCUCCUCCUGGGACUUCUGCAUCCGGGUCCAGGAAGCGGCCGCCAUCAAGAAGCAUGAAAUCAGCAAUGAAUUCAAGGUGUGUCUGGAAGAGGACCGGCGCCUCCAACUGGCGCAGCAGYGGUCCCCCACCCAGAGGGCCUGCCACCUGCUCACCUUCCUGUGGGUCAACGUCCUCAUCGGGCUCCUGGUGGUUGGGGCCAUCAGUGCCAUCUUCUGGGCCACCAAGUACUCGCAGGACAAAAAGGAGGAGGACCUGUUCGUGGUGCUACAAUAUCUCCCCCCAGGGGUCAUCGCCCUGGUCAACUUCCUGGGUCCUCUGCUGUUUGUGUUCCUGGUCCAACUGGAGAACUACCCACCCAACACCGAGGUCAACCUCACCCUCUUCUGGUGCGUGGUGCUGAAACUGGCCAGCCUAGGCAUGUUCUCCUUCUCCCUGGGCCAGAGCAUCCUGUGCAUCGGGGGAAACAGAACCAGCUGCGAGGCCUACGGCUACAAUGCCUGUGACUACCAGUGCUGGGAGAACGCAGUGGGCGAGGAGCUGUACAAGCUGAUCAUCUUCAACUUCCUCCUCACCGUCGCCUUCGCCUUCCUGGUCAGCCUGCCUCGGAGGCUGCUGGUAGAGCGAUUCUCAGGCUGGUUCUGGACUUGGCUGGACCGAGAGGAGUUUCUGGUGCCCAAGAAUGUGCUGGACAUCCUGGCAGGGCAGACGGUCACCUGGGUGGGCCUCUUCUUCUGCCCCCUGCUCCCCCUGCUCAACAGCAUCUUCCUGUUCCUCACCUUCUACAUCAAGAAGUACACCCUCCUGAGGAACUCCAGGCCUUCCCCACGGCUCUUCCGGGCCUCCAGCUCCACCUUCUUCUUCCAGCUGGUGCUGCUGCUGGGCCUGCUCCUGGCCGCAGUGCCCCUGGGCUACGUGGUCAGCAGCACCCACUCCUCCCGGGACUGUGGACUCUUCACCAACUACUCAGCCCCCUGGCAGGUGGUCCCUGAGGUGGUGGCCCUGCAGCUCCCGCUGCCUGGCCGKCGUGCCCUCAACUACCUCAGUUCCCACGCCUUCAGCUUCCCCCUCCUCAUCCUGCUCAGCCUGGUCCUGACCGUGUGCGUGUCCCAGUCCCGCGCCAACGCGAAAACCAUCCAUGAGCUCCGGAAGCAGCUGGUGUGGCAAGGCCGGGAGAAGUGGCACCUGGUGGAGGACCUGUCGCGGCUGCUGCCAGAGCCUGCCCCGAGCGAUUCUCGCGGGCCCGAGUCCCCUCUCUCCCGAGCUUCGCGCCCACGGUCCUUCUGCCCCGGUUUCCCUUGCCCAGGCUCCCCGGGCCCCAGGGCCCCCCGACCCGGCCCUUCCCGGGUUGUUCCCACCAGGCUGAGCCCCGGGUGUCCGGGCCCCUCCUCCAGAUUCCGCUACCCCAGCAGCGGGGCUCUGUAGCGCAGACCCCAUGCCCUGCYUGGACCCACUUCCUCCCCAGGCCCUCUUAGCCCAUGCUCCAGAGCCCUGGUGACCACUGCCCCUCUCUGCUCCCGGGUGUCCAGCAGGACUCCCCAGAGGGG
Molecule: messenger RNA, 2297 nt
Organism: Urocitellus parryii (Arctic ground squirrel)
Lineage: Eukaryota; Metazoa; Chordata; Mammalia; Rodentia; Sciuridae
Gene: Tmc8
Product: transmembrane channel like 8
Cellular component (GO): plasma membrane
Molecular function (GO): mechanosensitive monoatomic ion channel activity
Source: RefSeq, a predicted model, not a curated record